Molecule: messenger RNA, 2053 nt
Organism: Macroventuria anomochaeta
Lineage: Eukaryota; Fungi; Ascomycota; Dothideomycetes; Pleosporales; Didymellaceae
Product: amino acid transporter
Exons: 3
Coding region: 200-1777 (525 amino acids)
Biological process (GO): transmembrane transport
Cellular component (GO): membrane
Molecular function (GO): transmembrane transporter activity
Source: RefSeq, a predicted model, not a curated record
GUUGGACAUGGCCCAUGUAGUUGGCGACGUCAGCCGCUGACUAGUUGACGGAAUUGGGCCUGUUCCGCACCUCCUCUCAAUGCGUCGAUAUGUCCUGGCAAUGAAUGUGAUCGUAUGCUGCCUCGUCCGUCUGCUCACACGUACAUAAGGCAGCCGUACCUCGCCACGAUCGGUUCACACCAUCAGCAUUGCUCUCACGAUGGGAUCCAUUCACCGCACUGAUGACGAGCUCCAGCUCCAAGCCCUUGGCCAUAAGGGUGAACUCCAGCGCAACUUCUCUCUCCUCUCCAUGCUGGGUCUUGCCUUUGCUAUCCUCAACUCCUGGACUGCUCUUUCCUCUUCGCUCUCGCUAGCUCUUCCUAGCGGCGGCUCCACUUCAGUCAUCUGGGGCUUGUUGACUGCUGGUAUUUGCAACUUGGCUCUGGCCGCAUCACUUGCAGAGUUCCUCUCAGCCUACCCUACCGCUGGCGGACAGUACCACUGGGUCGCCGUUAUCACACCGAAGAAAUGGGUCCCGCUUGCAUCCUGGAUUACCGGCUGGAUCAAUGUCUCAGGAUGGAUUGCUUUGACUACCUCAGGAGGUCUGCUGGCUUCUCAACUCAUCGCUGGCCUUAUCUCACUGUUCCACCCUGACUUCACCAUCAAGCCCUGGCAACAAUACUUGAUAUACGUGGCUUGGACACUCAUUGCCUUCGUCGUCAAUGCCUUCAUGAACAGGCUCCUCCCGUACGUCAAUCGGGGUGCUUUCAUCUGGUCUAUCGGCGGUUUCGCCAUCAUCUGCAUUACAGUUUUGGCCUGCGCAUCACCCAACUACGCUUCUGCCGAAUUUGUCUUCACUGAGUUCAUUAACGAGACUGGAUGGCCUGAUGGCAUCUCCUGGCUUCUGGGAUUGCUGCAGGGUGGCUUCGGAAUUACUGGAUACGAUGCGGUUGCGCACAUGAUCGAAGAGAUUCCCAAUGCCAGUGUGGAAGGACCCAAGAUCAUGAUCUACUGCGUCUGCAUCGGAACAGUUACUGGCUUUAUCUUCCUGAUGAUCUUACUCUUUGUCUCCGGUGGCGAUGUAAAUGCGAUCAUCGAGUCGGCAUCCGGACCCCUGGUGCACAUCGUCUACACCGCGACAAACAACCGCGCCGGAGCUGUUUGCCUGCUGAUGUUCCCCUUGAUUUGCAUUCUCUUUGCGGAGAUUGCAAUCAUGACGACUUCCUCCAGGAUGUCGUAUGCUUUUGCCAGAGAUGGCGGGCUCCCAGCCUCAAAGAUCUUUGCGAAGGUGGAUAAGCGGCUAGACGUACCACUCAACUCUCUGAUCCUCGCCGCUGGUCUGACGCUCUUGUUCGGACUGAUUAUGAUCGGUUCCAGCAGUGCUUUCAAUGCCCUGAUUGCUGCUUCCGUCGUUGCCCUUGGUGUAAGCUAUGCCAUCCCUAUAGCCAUCAACGUCUGCCGCGGAAGGAAGAUGCUACCUGCUCGAGCCUUUUCACUGCCAAAUUGGCUGGGCUGGGUGGCAAACCUGCUUGGUCUGGCGUACGCGAUCGUUACCACCGUCCUCUUUGUCUUCCCUCCGGAGCUUCCCGUGACCGGCAGCAACAUGAACUACUGUAUAGUCGCCUUUGGUAUCAUUCUCUUUAUCAGCACGAUCCAGUGGUUCGUCGAUGGACGGAAGAACUUCACUGGCCCACGAGCCGACAUGAGCUUGGAGGUACUCGAAGCCAUGAAAACUCAAACAAAUGAGCCCCAAGCAACGCCUCAUACCGAUCCUAAGCUGGCCAAAUUCGGAAUAUAGACAGCGGGGCUCCGAUACAAUACAUCCUUUCACCCACUCAUAUGUCUCCGCUGAUGCUUACUCGACCUUCACUUAACGCAGCUCUAGCGUGUAUGCCAAGAAUGUGCCCAUAGGCCGCAGUCAAUACCAAGCCGCGCCAACUAGCUUCAUCUUGUCAAAUUCGAUCACCCAACCGAACGCGACUCUACCAUAGCGGCUUCCGGCUGUUCUUGCAUUGAUCUAACAAUACCAUGUCACUCAAUCCUUUGCGCGUCGUCAAGGGGCUUUGGAGCCGAC